CCCGCAGUGUCUGUUUUGCUACGAGACUGCGCGCCGGAAAGCUACAUUGAUGGUAGCAAAGUACUGAUACAAACCAAAACAUAAGUAAGGCACACGACCUAGUAAUCCGGAAUCUAACCCGGUUUCGAGGAUCGUCUGCACAUUUUUUCGAGUGGCAGAGGGAUUUGAAAACAUUGUUUAGUCAAGUGAAAUUGGCUUUUCUUGUACUGUCAAUUUACGGCUAAAUCAGGCCCAGGUUACGUUAGCUGUGGAGCGUCCUUAUUGAUUGCACAGCAUAGCAAGUUGCAGAUCAGGCCUGCGCAACAAUGAGGAGGAAUUUUGAACCAUUCCUCUCCAAAAUUGUUGCAGCUCCGCAAGGUUCCUAAGAUGUCUGGUGUGAUUAGCUCUUAAGGUCAUGCCACACCAUUUCAGUUGGGUUGAGUUAGAAAAAGUGCCUAUUAAUGGAGAAAGUUCAGCAUUGUUGCUUCUCUUCCAUGGAGUGGCCAUCCUAUAGAUGACUGCAAGAGCUCAGCGCAGAAUGCUCAGUGAGGAAUGAGUGAUGACCUCUGUGGUGGUGUCCGAUGGAGGAGGGAAUAUAGUGGAGUAUGUCACGAUGGUGGAGGAGCCUCAACAAUGCGAGCAGCAGCCUGCUGAGGAGGAGGAGGAAGAUGAAGUAAUUCAGCAGGACGUAGACGCUGUGAUUGUGGGAGGAGGCGAGGAGGCGGAGGAAGAUGAAGUAAUUCAGCAGACGAUCGAGGCAGUGAUUGUGGGAGGAGGUGAAGACAUGGAAAAGAUGGGACGUGUGGUAGUGCAGGAGGAUGGAUGUCCUGCAGUGAUUGUGGAAGAGGUGGCCAGCGCCCAAGUGGAGGAGUGUUACUCUGCCCAGGUGCUGGUGUAUAAUGAUGAGACUUACCUGAUGCAGGAUGUGGCUGAGGAGCAGGAAGUUGUCACAGAAGUAGCAGAAACAGUGGAAAUGUCGAGUCAGGAAAUGGUGUGUUUCGAUAAAACCUUUGAAGCGGCUGAAGCUCUUCUACAUAUGGAGUCUCCCGGAGGUCUGCAUGACCGCAACACAGAAGAUGUCAUGAUGGAAACAGUUGUGGAGGUUUCGACAGAGUGUGGACCCAUGGAGGAGGAGGAAUCCUUCCCCAUCCCUCCUGAUUGUGAACCUGUCGCCAAAAAGAAGAGAGGAGCUGGACGUAAGGCAAAGCUGCACCAACCUAUAACUAAUGGGACCUUUGACCUGGGGAUUAAGAAGAGACAGAGGGAAGGAAAAGGCAACACCACCUACCUGUGGGAGUUUUUGCUGGAGCUGUUGCAGGACAAAAACACAUGUCCUCGAUACAUAAAGUGGAUGCAGAGGGAAAAGGGCAUCUUUAAAUUGGUCGACUCCAAGGCCGUGUCCAAACUUUGGGGGAAACACAAGAACAAACCUGAUAUGAACUAUGAAACAAUGGGCCGAGCCCUAAGAUAUUAUUACCAGCGUGGAAUCCUUGCAAAGGUGGAAGGUCAGAGGUUGGCCUACCAAUUCAAAGAUAUGCCAAAGAACAUUCGAGUCAUUGAGGAUGAUGAAGGUGAAGACAGCGAGGGCGUGGUGUCUAACCAGCCGGGUCCCAAAAUCCUGGGCACCACCACCACCGCUGCUGCCUACAACCCUCAGCAAACCUAUGUCACAAUCAUCCCCAAUACCACCACCACCAGGCCUAUCCGUGCCAUGCCUGUGGUAAUGACGAACUCUCUUGGUCAAGUGACAUUAAACACUUCCCCUAUCCUAACUACCACUGCAGGAACCCCAGUUACAGUAGCUAGCGCUAAUGCAGCCCCAAAAUUGGUCAUCCAGACCCUGCCCACCAUGCUGCCGUCUGGUUCCAAAGCAGGUGAGAAAAUAACAAUCAUCACUAUCCCAGCCAACCAGCUUGCCACGCUCAUGCAGGCGAAUCCAUCUGGCCACGUGACCCAGCUCAUACAGGCCAAGCCUGUCACUACACAUCUAGCACAGGCUUUCGCAAAGCCAGUGACAACCCCAGCUGUCCAUCUAGCUGUAGGCACACCAGUGCCACAGCUUAUGUUGGCCAAACCACAGCUCUCUGUACAUGUCCAAAGUCUCACCCAGAAAAAGGAGUCCUCCAACAGUCAGCCACAAUCAGAGGUCACAUCCCUCUUCAGUCAACCAGCAUUGCCAGAAGAAAGCCCAGCUUCCUGAAAAGUCAAACUUCAUUUGGGAUGGGUUUAGGGCAAAUUAUAAACUGUAAAUGCUGCAAAGGAAGGCAUGUUAUACCAAACCCCGAUCCCUUACCCACCACACAGUCCUCCUUUUUGACUGCCAAAGGCUGCUCUCAUCAUGGACAAAUUGAAACCCCAUAGAAAAGGAUCGAAACUGGUAUGUGAAAAAACGAAGUUAAAAGAUGGGCAGCCUUAGAUUGCGAAUGAAACAUUUGUAGUCAAACAGUAUAUAAACUCACUGAAAAGAUUUUGUAAAUGUAAAUGUACAGAUCAUUUUGAUACGAAGCAGGUAUGUUUUCUUCUCUUAAGUUGAGUUUGGUUGUCAUCUUUGUUUUACAGCUUUGUCCUUCCCCUUCACUGUUUUAAACACUGCAUUUUUUGUACUGCAAUUUAAAAGGGAGUCAAAAGAUAUAUCCAAAUCAGAAGUUAGAUUUGUGUUCUAUAUAUGAAGUAUAGUAAACUAUUAUUUCUUGCUAUCAGUUUUACUAAAAUGUGCUAUAAAAAAAGAAGAA
Messenger RNA from Syngnathus acus (greater pipefish), 2711 nucleotides. RefSeq names its product ETS-related transcription factor Elf-2-like. Gene Ontology annotation, cellular component: nucleus. NCBI's taxonomy places the organism in Eukaryota, Metazoa, Chordata, Actinopteri, Syngnathiformes, Syngnathidae. Gene Ontology annotation, molecular function: sequence-specific DNA binding; DNA-binding transcription factor activity, RNA polymerase II-specific. The record is from RefSeq and is a predicted model, not a curated record. The transcript is spliced from 11 exons. Gene Ontology annotation, biological process: regulation of transcription by RNA polymerase II; cell differentiation. The coding region runs from base 539 to 2179 and encodes 546 amino acids.